Larimichthys crocea (large yellow croaker) is the source of this 2905-nucleotide messenger RNA. RefSeq names its product NECAP endocytosis associated 1 (gene necap1). Gene Ontology annotation, cellular component: clathrin vesicle coat; membrane. The transcript is spliced from 8 exons. The record is from RefSeq and is a predicted model, not a curated record. Lineage: Eukaryota; Metazoa; Chordata; Actinopteri; Sciaenidae. The coding region runs from base 68 to 856 and encodes 262 amino acids. Gene Ontology annotation, biological process: endocytosis.
CACACACACACACACACACACACACACACAAAACCACAACUCCCACAUCAAUAACAGUUGAAUCAAGAUGGCGGCUGAGGGCGAGUACGAGUCGAUCCUGUGCGUGAAGCCCGAUGUCAACGUUUAUCGAAUCCCGCCGCGAGCUUCAAACCGCUCGUACAGGGCAGCUGACUGGAAGCUGGAUACCCCAGACUGGUCUGGUCGAUUGAGGAUCACAGCCAAGGGCCAAGUGGCGUACAUCAAACUGGAGGACAAGGUCUCAGGGGAGCUCUUUGCCCAGGCUCCGAUUAAGGAGUAUCCCGGCGUUGCGGUGGAAACGGUCAGCGACUCCAGCCGAUACUUUGUUCUACGGAUACAGGACGACAACGGUCGCAGUGCGUUCAUAGGAGUUGGUUUUGGCGACCGGGGUGACGCUUUUGACUUCAACGUGGCUCUGCAGGACCAUUUCAAAUGGGUGAAACAGGAGAAUGAAAUCAGUAAAAGCGCCCAGCUCGGGGAUUCAGGACCAAAACUGGACUUGGGCUUUAAAGAGGGGCAGACCAUCACACUCAAUAUCGGGCAAGGUAAAAAGAGGGAUAAACCACGCCCACAAGGCUCAGGUGGGUUUGGACUCCUCCCACCACCACCUGGAGGCAAGAUAGCCCCGCCUCCUUCAUUAGGAUCAUCCAAUCACAACAUAGUCCCCCAGACGGGCGGCACACCGACAGGCUGCCUGUUGGAGCUCGACAGUAGUAACUCUAACACAGUGGUUCAGUCGAACCCUAGCUCAGAUCUUUGGGGAGACUUCUCUGCUCCUGCAAGCUCUGUUCCUGCUCAAUCCCGACCACAAGAAACCGGAAACUGGAUCCAGUUUUGAGUCAUCGGUUUGUGAUUUGUACAUCUCACCUGCAUCCGUGUCUGUAGCUUCCCGCGCAUCACACUUGAGAUUAACUCCCACUACACUGAUCCCAAAGCAGAGACGUGAAAUCAUCGUCGUCAUUUCAUUCGGAAAGAAUCAGAAAAAACAAAACAAAAGAAGCAUUGAUCUGUUGAAGCCAUUACACGAUAUGAGCCAUUUCCAGUUAUUCAAGGGCUAUGUGUGACAGCGUCCUGAGUUCCUCUUACAUGUGUCAGCGUCGCCCGCCCAGUAGAUGGCUCUCUAUGACGAGCAGAGCUUUAUCUUUGACCUGGCAUGUUCAUGUCACUGCAACAGCUCCGCCUGCAGGCACUGCAGAGCGCUACAUCCGAGGAAAAGGCACCAGUGCUUUCUGUAACCCGCUGUGAAUUAAUGUGUGAAGGCUGCACGGACUGUAAGACGAGAGGAAUCAUCAGUGUCAAUCAGCCUUAUUGUUUAAUUUUCCUGAGUAAUCUUUAAACUACAGCAGCAGUCUGUUUAACUUAUUUAAAUAUAGACUUAUAACACUCUUUUACCUCAUUUGCAGAGUUUUUCACUCAGAAAAGUAGAAAUAUUUAGACUGAACCAGGGAUUAAAUGGUAGUACACCCUCGUCCACGUGUCUCAAAAUGUCCUACAGGUCUAAUGUAAAGGUGCAAUUUCAAAAUAUCCAGAUUAAUAUUGCAUUAUAGGAUAUAAAAUCACAUUUUUAAUCGCAGAUUAAAUCACUUUAUCGUGCCAUCUGCUGGUAUUUAUCACCACAGGCAUCAGGCCUUUGUAGCCUCAGUAUUCAGAGCGUUUAUAGGAUCGCUGAGCUCACUUAGAGCGGGACGAUACACUGUAGGUAAGAUGUGGGGAGGACAUUAACAUUCCUUUCUGGCUUAUUAAAACUAUAAAUUUAUGUUUACUGUGAAAUCGAAUUUAUGUUUACGACUGCAUUCAGGUUUAUUUUGUUUGUUGUGUCGCUGAAAUCAGCAGCCACAUCCAGACACAUAUUUACUUAUUUUUUUUUACAUACUUUAAAGUUUAAAUAAGAAUUAAAUGCAUCGUGUUUGUUUAAUUUAAUUAAAAACUUUAAUAUAAUGAUGCAGAAGCUGUCUGACACGAGUCUGAAACAGUCUAGAUUUAGACAAUCUGAGCAAAUUAUUAGAAACUUUAAAAGGAGUAGUUCGACAUUUUUGGGAAAUGUGCUCAUUCGUGUCCGUACUGGAAAAUUAAAUGAAAAGCUUCUAAAUCUGAGUCUGACUCACAAUUUACACGGCAAGAUGGUUUGAGAGAGAGAGAGAGCAAGCGGUGGUUGAGUGACGUAGACAGUGAAUGAGAGUGUGGGAGCACCGGCAUCGAUUGUUUCACAGCGGUUACCUGACUCUAUCAAAAAGGAAAAUAUGCGCCUACCAGCACCUCCACGUCUGUCUAAUUAACUCUCUCACUCAUUAACUUGUGUGUUUAUAUUUCCCAAAGUGUCAAACUAAUCUUUUUAAAAAUGUAUUUUAAUACUAGAUUAUAUUCUACCGGUGCCGUUAUCCCCUACGUGGCUUAUCUCAGACUGUAAAAUGAAGUCGAAAAUGCUCUUUUUUUUUUUUACUAAAAACCCAUGUUUAGAAAUGUGAACAAGUCGGUCUCAGGACUGAAGAAGAUGAUUGUCUCACUUCAUCUGAUGAAUGUCUUAACGGCAGCAAAUGAUAUGUUGAUUUUUGUGCUGAUUGUGAAGUUUGAUGGUGUUUACAGGACUUUGACAUAUGAAUUGUCAUAAACUUUUCUUUACUGUGAAUUUAUUUUGUUUGAUUUAUUUUUUUUAAGGUUUGCUGUGAUCAGAUCACACAGACUGUAGCUGAUUGGCAUAGGGCUGAUUGAUAUAUGUUGAUAUGUGUGUUGUGUUUACAUUGCUCGUAUCGCUGGCUAAAAAUAUUUAAAAAAAAAAUAUGUCUCCCAUCUCUCGCUCAUUCCACUCUGGCUGUAAAAUCACUGGACUAACACUUUUAUGAUUUAUGACCAAUUUCACGAGAAAGAGGCAAUAAAUCCUUUCAAAGGA